UAUGUGACAAUACUUCCUCAUUUAGGUUUAGUCAUUUAUCGAAGUAUGGGGACCAUGCGUUUCACCAUCGCUAUUCUACUAACUCUCGUCCAUCAAACAGAGUCCAGCUCUGUGUUUGUGCUGAAGGGACAGGAUGUUCGUCUGGAUGUCCAGACAAAUAUUACACUGGAAAAGGAUAUUGAUGUGCUAUUUUGGAAGUUUAACACAUUAGUCAAUGUUGUAAAGUAUCCCCCAAAAGUAACCUUUGAAAGGUUCAAAGGUAGGGUUGAAUUUAGUGAGGGAAACUUCUCUCUGCUAUUGAAGAACCUUCAGGAAGGAGACAGUGGACCGUAUGAAGCAAUAGUGUCUGGUAACAAAAACACCAACGUUGCUACAUACAUGUUGGUAGUUCAAGAGAGAGUUGAGCCUCCAGUACUGACAGUGGACCCUGUCUCCACCAAGAGUGACCCCUGUAAUGCGAAUGUAACCUGCAGAGGCCAGAACACCUCUGUCACCUCCAGCUGUAACAACAGCACCUGCUCUCAGGUGGGAGGAGAGAGUAGAGGGGCUGAGACCUCCACUGUCCCCCUGCUCUCUGUCUAUGUGGCAGGGGGUUCCAUCAUCUGUAACCACAGCAACCAAGUCAGCUGGGCCAACGACACCAAGGAGAUCAAAACGUUUUGUGUACCUAAAUUUGAGCGGGACAGAGCGGACCACAACUACGCUGUCAUCCACGUCAUCAUCAUCUUUGUUGCAUGUGCCCUGAUUGGUUGGUGAAAGCUAAAUAACGGUGGACUCCAAUCAAGUUGUAGAAACAUCAAGGAUGAUCAAUGGAAACAGUGGUAUAUCAAUGGUAUUUCUGUUCUUUAUUUUUUUUGCAAACAUUUCUAAAAACCUGUUUUCGCUUUGUCAUUAUGGGGUACUGUGUGUAGAUUGUGUACUUUUAACAGCAUAUUACUUUCGUAAUGUCGUUUUCAGAUAGCUAAAUCAUUUGGACCCCUAUGACUGAAGUGUAUUUUUAUUUAAACCUAAAUGUUUUCAAAUAUUGGUACAACAACUCAAACUUCAAAUUUUGUAAACUAUUUUGUGAGAAUCAAUCUUAUUACAAGCUUUAUUUAUGGAGCGAUUUCAGUGCUAACAGAAACUGUAUUUGAAUUCAAUAUGUUUUCAUGUGUAUUUAGAUAUUUAAUUUGAAUUCAAUAACUUUGAAUUUGUAAUGCACAAAUUGAAUUCAUAAAUUGAACUUGUAUUUCAUGAUUUGAAACAGAAUUUAAUUAAUAUUGUAUUCAGUUUGAAUAUGGUACACAAUUCAUUAAUUGUGUGUGUGUGUGUGUGUAUAAAAUUGAUAAACUAUUUCAAGUUUACAAAAGUUUCACAUUCAACUUCUCAAUGCAUUCAGAUUCAUUUUUCAAAUUCAGUUCUCUAAAUUCAGAUUCAAAACCAGAGACAACAUCCUAGUACUUUGCCAGCAAGGAAUGGUAGAACAGAACAGAAUCAAAUGCUGAAUAGAUUUUUCUUCCUGUUUGGCGUUUUAACCAUUUGGGCUAUGAGCCCUUACUUGUAUUUAUUAUGGAACCCUACUCUUCCUGGGGUCCAGCAAAAUUAAGGCAGUUAUACAAUUUUA
Messenger RNA from Coregonus clupeaformis (lake whitefish), 1603 nucleotides. RefSeq lists its product as uncharacterized. Lineage: Eukaryota; Metazoa; Chordata; Actinopteri; Salmoniformes; Salmonidae. The record is from RefSeq and is a predicted model, not a curated record. The transcript is spliced from 5 exons. The coding region runs from base 46 to 756 and encodes 236 amino acids.